AUGGAUAAGCUGGAAGAGCAGAGGCUCGCAGAGCAAAUGGAAGAAGAGAAGGAGGCUGCAGAAGCGGCAAAGAAACAGAGCACACAGGUAUGCCAAGUUAUGCCACACUUCGGAAGAACGGUAUCAAUAAGUGACGGGCUGCAUGCCGAACAUGGCCACCUCUGCCCGAUGCAGGGCCAGGCACUGCCUGCUGACAUCACUAUGCCUGGUGCAACUAACUGUGCAAAGCGCGACCGGUGCUUCCCCAUGUGGGUGAUCCACGCGGACGACGUCCUGGAGCUAAGCGAACUGCAGCCUCACCAGGUGCUGCUUGCAGCUGGAAAACUGAAGGAGUUCGAGCCAGAUGAUGGCUUCGUGACUUUCGUUUCGCAUGAGUGGUCGGGAGUGGAGCACCCGGAUCCGGAAAAUCAUCAGCUCCGAUCCUUGCAGCGGAUGCUGCAUGCUAUCCGAAAGAACAAGAUGACGCUGGCAAGUGACACGAUCUCCUUGGUCCGGUUGGGACUUACCCGCAGCGUAUCAACUAAAGACCUCAAGAAGAUCUCUCGAGGCUGGCUUUGGAUCGACUUCGCCUGCGUUCCACAAGCAUGUUGCUGCAAAAAUACAGACGAGCUGGCCGAACAGCAGAGACAGCUGAAGGAUGCCGUCAUGAGUCUGCACACUUACGUCGCCCAAAGCUCCUUCUUCGCUGUGCUGGCGCCGGCACAGAACCACGAGAAUGGGAGGAUGAUGAACUACAUGUCCUGGAAGCGAAGAGGUUGGUGCCAAUUCGAGCUCGCCGUCAAUGUUCUGCUUGGAACAAAUCCUGUGCUGCACAUUGCCAGCGAGAAUAUUGUACGGCACAUGCAUGUAAAAGUUCUUAGUCAUCUCUCCCCGUGUUGCGGGGAUUUCACUCGAGAAGAAGAUCGACAGUUUGUUGGCGAGGCUUUAAGUCACGUCAUCGAUUGCCUCGCAAGCGACCUCCGCGCAACACACAAUCUGCACAAGCUCCAACUAUUGGAUUGCAUGCGGACGAAACUGCUCCAAUGUCCUCGUGGAAGCCCUGGAGACGACUCCUCCAAGGUGAAUGCUGCACUAAGUUCGAGGACCACAUUUUUCCACAGUAUGCCCCAGCGGCUAAACAGCGGCUGGACACAUUUACAUUAUGCGGUGGCCCGGAACGAUCUGUUCGUGGUAAAGAACUUGCUAAAGGCAAGGGCGAAUGUGAACACCAAGACGCUGGGGGCUGACAAAGAUUUCUUCUUGCGUCCAGCGUUAUCGCCCCUCCACGUAUGGUCCUGUUUCGCCAUUAGUCCUGCCAUUGCAGAGAUUUUGGUGGAACAUCGGGCCAACGUCGACAGCACGGCUGACUUCGGUUGGACUCCACUCAUGCUGAGCUGUCAUCAAGGAGGCGAACUUGCUUGCCGGACACUGCUGGAUCUGAGAGCAAGCCCGAACUCGAAGCACAGCUCUGUGAUUCCCCCGCUCUUCCUUGCAGCUUCGGAAGAUCAGCUGGCGCUGGUCGAGCUGCUCCUGGAAGCCCGGGCCGAUGUGAAUGUUCGGUGGGCCGGCAUGAGUGCCUUGCACGUGAUGGCUGCCAUGAGCACUGCUGUGACUUUGCCGCGUUUGCUGCAAGCUGGGCUGGAUCUUAACGAGACCUGCAAUGUCAAGUUUCGAACUCGGUCCGGCUUUCUCAUGGCCUUCAGUGCUCUCUGGGAUCGUGACGUGCGUCGCGACAUGCCCAAAGUCCGUGGCGGCACACCGCUUGUCUUCGCAGCUGCGCGCGGGAACACAGCGGCGCUCACAGUGUUGCUGGAAGCUGGGGCGGACAUCACAAUUCCAAACCGGCAGGGCAAGCUGGUGCAAGAAGUGUACGAAGAAUCCAAAUUUAAUUCACUCAUGCCUGAGGAGGUAUGCAUCAAACUAUCGUCUCACAAUUCAAACAAGCUCUAG
Molecule: messenger RNA, 1929 nt
Organism: Symbiodinium sp. CCMP2592
Lineage: Eukaryota; Dinophyceae; Suessiales; Symbiodiniaceae
Source: the annotation of a GenBank genome assembly